GGGCUACUUCCUACUGAAGCUGCACUCACUACUUAGCGCUCUGUCAGCGUUUACAUUCGCCUGGCUUUAGAGAGAAUCUGUACACGGAGUCUAGCACCGCUGAAAUCUCAACAUCACCAUCAUCAUGGGGCUGACUGACGAUCCGAACUACAAGAAGCUGGAGCAGUGGUACAAAUCCAACGCUGCAACCUUGAACAUGAGGCAGAUGUUCGAUGCGGACAAGGACAGGUUCUCAAAAUUCAGUCUAACCCUUAAGACAGAUGAUGGAGACUUACUUUUGGAUUAUUCAAAGAAUCUCAUCAAUGAAGAUAUUCUCAAGUUGCUGCUGGACAUGGCAAGGACAGUGGGAGUGGAGGCUGCCAGGGAGCGCAUGUUUGCUGGAGAAAAGAUCAACUUCACUGAGGGCCGAGCUGUCCUUCAUGUAGCCCUGAGGAACCGCGCUAACACCCCUGUCCUAGUGGAUGGAAAAGAUGUCAUGCCUGAGGUGAACAGAGUCCUGGAGAAAAUGAAGGGUUUCUGCCAUAGAGUGCGCAGUGGAGAGUGGAAAGGCUUCAGUGGUAAAGCCAUCACUGAUGUUGUGAACAUUGGCAUUGGUGGAUCUGACCUGGGUCCACUGAUGGUGACAGAGGCUCUGAAGCCGUAUUCUAAAGGUGGCCCAAAUGUCUGGUUCGUCUCCAACAUCGAUGGGACACACAUGGCUAAGACUUUGGCUCAGCUGAAUGCAGAAACCACACUUUUUAUUAUUGCAUCCAAGACUUUCACUACCCAGGAGACCAUCACUAACGCCGAGUCUGCUAAGGAAUGGUUCCUGCAGACUGCCAAGGAUGCUUCUGCAGUGGCCAAACAUUUUGUGGCUCUCUCCACCAAUGCGCCCAAAGUGAGAGACUUUGGCAUCGACACUGAGAACAUGUUUGAGUUCUGGGAUUGGGUUGGUGGGCGCUAUUCACUGUGGUCGGCUAUUGGUUUGUCUAUCGCUCUGCACGUAGGUUUUGACAACUUCGAGCAGCUUCUAGCCGGUGCCCACUGGAUGGAUAAGCACUUCUGCUCAGCUCCACUGGAGAAGAAUGUUCCUGUGCUGCUUGCCUUGCUGGGUAUCUGGUACAUCAACUUCUUCCAGGCUGAGACUCAUGCUAUGUUGCCCUAUGACCAGUACAUGCACCGCUUUGCAGCUUACUUCCAGCAGGGUGACAUGGAGUCUAAUGGAAAGUACAUCAGCAAGAAUGGAACUCGUGUGAACUACCACACAGGACCCAUCGUAUGGGGAGAACCAGGGACAAACGGCCAGCAUGCUUUCUACCAGCUCAUUCACCAAGGGACUCGUAUGAUUCCAGCUGACUUCCUCAUACCUGCUCAGUCUCAACAUCCAAUCAGAGAUAAUCUGCAUCAUAAGAUCCUGAUGGCCAACUUCCUGGCUCAGACUGAGGCUCUGAUGAAGGGAAAGACACCAGAUGAAGCCAGAAAGGAGCUGGAGGCCACUGGCAUGAGUGGAGAUGCUCUGGAGAAACUUCUGCCACAUAAAGUAUUCCAAGGAAACAAGCCAAGCAACUCCAUCAUGUUCAAGAAGCUGUCUCCUUUCAUGCUUGGACUUUUGAUUGCCAUGUAUGAGCACAAAAUCUUCGUGCAAGGUGUGAUGUGGAAUAUCAACAGUUAUGACCAGUGGGGUGUGGAGCUGGGCAAACAGCUGGCUAAGAAAAUUGAGCCUGAGCUGCAGGACAAUUCUGAGGUCCACACUCACGACUCGUCCACCAACGGGCUUAUCGGCUUCUUCAAGAAAAAUCGUGCAUGAAAUGCUCAGUCAGACCUUCUGCCUCACCUCUCCGAUGGAAUCAGUGGAUUACAUAAUAAAGCCGUGAUGUAGUCUAGGCCUAACUCAAGAGGAAUAGCACUUUACAUAUGUAACCAUUGUCUAUUUGAUCGUGUUUGUGCGUUGUGAGAUUUGACUGUACUCAUUUGCCUGUUCUAACCUGUAAAAGGAAUCUCCAUUCCUGUAUGCACUGCAAGGUCUGGAACGCUGUAACUCCCCCCGCACCUUUCUCUUCCUACACGCUUUGCCAUAUGCUUGGUUAAAACCAGAUGGUCAAAAUAAAUAUCUUAUUUAUCA
Messenger RNA from Pangasianodon hypophthalmus (striped catfish), 2101 nucleotides. It is a transcript of the gene gpia, whose product is annotated as glucose-6-phosphate isomerase a. Gene Ontology annotation, cellular component: cytosol. Lineage: Eukaryota; Metazoa; Chordata; Actinopteri; Siluriformes; Pangasiidae. The transcript has 17 exons. The record is from RefSeq and is a predicted model, not a curated record. Bases 125 to 1786 code for a protein of 553 amino acids. Gene Ontology annotation, biological process: gluconeogenesis; glycolytic process; glucose 6-phosphate metabolic process. Gene Ontology annotation, molecular function: carbohydrate derivative binding; glucose-6-phosphate isomerase activity; monosaccharide binding.